GAUCUAUAGUAGUUUGUUUGAUGGUACGAUGAACUACCAUGUCAGAAGUACAUGAACAACCAAAGAUUCCAAAAUCGCGUCAUCAUACUAUACGUGAAGCACGACACGAGGAUAUUCCAUUACUAGCAGACGUUGAAAGAUCAGCAGCUAAAUUGUUCACAUAUUUCAACGUUCCCGUUGAUGAUUCCGUCGUGGAUUUAUCAUUGUUAACAUCCAUGUUACAAGAUCAUCAUCUCUGGGUGGCUGUUGAUGAUGAAGAUAAACCUGUGGGAUUCCUUGGAGGGUUCAAGGUUGAUGAUAAUUUCCAUGUGGCUGAAGUCUCGGUCAAGAAGGAUAAUCAAAGGCAAGGUAUUGGGAAUUCGUUAAUGUAUAGAAUGAUGAAAGAUAUAAAAGAAGAAGGAUUUCCAGCAAUUACCCUCACAACCAACCAAAUUCUUCCAUUCAAUCGUCCUUGGUAUCAAAGUUUAGGAUACAUUGAACUCGAAGCAAAAGAUAUUGGCAAUGAAUUGACUCUUUUAAUUGAAGAAGAGUCAAAUCAUCUUGACAAUAACCUUAGAUGUGCUAUGAGAAAGAACAUCUUAUGAUUUGAGGUAACUAGAAUAAUUCUUUUCUCUUCCAAACCGCCACCCACAAUGGAUGAAUGAAUUACAAAGAGACUUGAUAAUGUCUUCAAAGUAGGAUACAUGAUGUUUCAUAUUUCUCAAAGUAAUUCUCCUCAAAUACAAAGUUCUCAAAUACAAAGUUCUCAUCAAACAUUACCUGGGGAAAAACACGGCACUUGGAAUAUCUUUCAAGGGUCAUCUGAGUUGAUCACGACAGUAUCAUGCUAUUAAAGGUUGUAGAACCUGAUACCUCAUAGUCCGAAGUCAAUGGGAAACUUACAGAAUUCCACGCGGAUGUCCGCUCCAGGGAAAUCAUCAAUGUAAUAUCAGAAAUAGAAACGAAUGGCGAGAUAGAAAUAAAUGACCAAUUAUUUCCAAUCA
Botrytis cinerea B05.10 is the source of this 983-nucleotide messenger RNA. RefSeq lists its product as hypothetical. Gene Ontology annotation, molecular function: acyltransferase activity, transferring groups other than amino-acyl groups. The record is from RefSeq and is a predicted model, not a curated record. The transcript has a single exon. Bases 39 to 584 code for a protein of 181 amino acids. NCBI's taxonomy places the organism in Eukaryota, Fungi, Ascomycota, Leotiomycetes, Helotiales, Sclerotiniaceae.